AUGACGCUCCCUCAACGUAUGAGCCUCUACACCUUCAGGAUCAAAUGCGACUACACCACCAUGCUGCAACUUGGCAAUGGCAUUGGGAUUGGGAAACGGUAUCGGUGGUCCAGGGAGCACCUGUAUCGCAACGAUUUGAUGUGGGUCCUUCACAUGCGAGCCGAUUCUUCCCCACAGUUCAGCAAGGAUUACCUGCUUGUUGAGUAUUCAAUCCGGGGACGAGAGAAUUCUGGAGAUGGUUUCGGUGACCCAGACUACACUUUCUCAGAGAAGAAACAGCUCAAGAAGGAGGCAUGCACCAAGGCCCAAUGCAGAUGGUCAGGGAGGCGCUUGAUAGAGUUCGCACUUUCAGGUCCUACUCCAUUCAUCAACAAUUUGCGGAAUCUGUUUAUGGAAAACGACACUGUUGCACGAAAAUCUUUGGAGAAGCUACGUCAACUUGGGCGUCAUUCUGAUGUUUCCAGAAUUUUGGAAGGAUUUGCAACAGCGAAAAAUAUGUUGGUGGCAAGGUUUACACAGUACACAGCCUUUUUGUCAAAGCCUCCUUGGAGUUUGGUUGGUUUGCUGGGUUACCUGCUACCUGGAUCCAACCAGAAGGAUGCGAUUGUGCGGAGCAGGGCCCUUGCUGGUAACAUGCUGCAUCUGUAUGAUUCCAAAUCCCCCCAACUGGGAAACGUGGGUGAUGUUGGGAAGAAGUUCUUCCAGGAACACCGUGCUGCUUUGACAAGAUGGUCUAAGGGUCUUGACCACUUCAUGCAACAAUCUCUAUUCAGACAGCUUGUGGGUUGGUCAGCAUCUCUGUUGGUGAUGAAGCGGUUGGAAGCGAAGCACCAUCUUGUACAUGCACCUUGUUAUGUUGUGUCAAGGUAA
Cladocopium goreaui is the source of this 870-nucleotide messenger RNA. Lineage: Eukaryota; Dinophyceae; Suessiales; Symbiodiniaceae. The record is from the annotation of a GenBank genome assembly.